Molecule: messenger RNA, 3737 nt
Organism: Biomphalaria glabrata
Lineage: Eukaryota; Metazoa; Mollusca; Gastropoda; Planorbidae
Product: testis-expressed protein 10 homolog
Exons: 16
Coding region: 89-2785 (898 amino acids)
Cellular component (GO): MLL1 complex; nucleus
Source: RefSeq, a predicted model, not a curated record
UUCUGUUAUAAAGAAGUGUGUAGAGUGUAGAGCUAUAUGAUAGUAUAUCAGUAUACCAAAAGUGUACACGAUUUGAGACUAGAUCAACAUGGCAAAAUCUAAGAAAAAAAGACAGCAAGACUUUCAGAAGGUAAAAUUGAAAGUAGGCAAAAAACUUCCAAAAGGAGACAAUGUGACAAAUCUAAGCUUCAAAACAAGGCAAAUAAAAUUUACACAGAAGAUCAAAGUUAGUGAUGGAAAAACAGCAGUGACUAGAAAUAACUUGGGAAUUCUGGACUUACUCCGUCAGUGUGACCAUCACAGCAGUACAGUCAGGGUAAAUGCACUUUGUGGACUGAAGGAGCUUUGGCUCAACCAUCAUGUGGAUCUUUUAGUGUCUUCCAAUGUGAAUGGAUAUGCUAGCAUUCUCAAGAAACUUUCUACUCUUCUAAUUGACAAUGAAUCAGUUGUACGGCAUUCAGUCAUCAACCUAUUCAAACUGAUUUUAGCCAAAUUGUCCCCAAAGUCACCAACAAGUCAGCAUACUCAUAGCCUGGGUGGAAGUCUGUUCACAUAUAUCCAUACAUACUUAUGCUGUGCCAUGAACCACAUACAUGAGGACAUUAAGCUUGAUGCUCUUCUUUUGUUUGAUGCCCUCUUGGAUACUUUCCCUGCUCUAAUGAUACAACAGACAGGAGAUUUAUUGAAGAACUUGGUAGGCUUGAUCUCUGCACCAGCCUACAUAGGAAGUAAAGCCUGCCCCACUACACAAAAACUUAGCCUGAACCCCGAUAGCAAAUUGCCAGCAAUGAAGUACCGAGCUAAAGUACUUCAAAGAAUAAAAAGAACUUUUAUGGAAGCCUUAAAAGAUGAAUUUAAGAAUCAUCAUAGUAAUCCAGAAACUGUUAUUUGUUCCAAAUGGUGUCUUACUAAUCCAAAACAAAAACAAAAUUCACGCCUGGUACCUAAACAAGCAGAAAGAAAAUUUUCUACAUUAUUUUUUGGAGGAAGCCAUGAGUUAGAUGAUUAUAUAACCAAUCCUUCAAGUCUUGAGACCUUUGUAAAGAUGGCCAUACCUGUGUUAUUACAAUGUUGGAAAGAAGCUUGGGCAAGCAUUGAUGAACACUCAACUUCUGAUGUCCUCCUUCCUGCAGACUCCUUAGAAGUGAUGUCCCUUGUGACCUCAAUUAUACAGUUGAUGUUUGUACUAUGUUUCACUAGUCAAAAAAGUGAUGAAGCUGCUCGCGACUUGAAAUUCCAAAUGGUAUCACCUGAGAUGCUGGUUAUGAAUUAUCUUCAAGAUUUUGACAAAAUAUUUAUGAGUAGUUUCCCUUAUACCGCACAAGUUUUUCCUGAACUUUCCAGGAAAAGGAAAAAAAACAAAAUUCUUCAACAGACAAACAACAAUGAGUCAACACAGUUAUCACUGAAUUUGUCCUUGUGUGACCUAAUGUGUGGUCUAUAUACUGAUGUCACUCUCAGGCCUGGCAAGUCAUUGUUCAAAAUCAGAGACUACAUCCAAAGAGUUUUCAAAAAAUCACUGAGCACUGAGAACAGCAAAGUUGUAGUCAGAGUUUUGACCAAUGUAUUUUGUAAUCCUCAUUCAGCCAGCUACUUUGUUUCUUGUUAUAGAGCAGCUCUGAAACAUUAUCUCUCCUGCUCUGGGGAAACAUCUCACAAGAAUAUAUUCUACAAACUGUUUUCAUUUAUGAGUCGCACUUGGGAUGGAUGGGAGAUGGAAACAGCAGGACCACAGCCUGUUCAUAGUUAUGAAAGAAAUAAAGAUAUUCAGGCUAUCAUAACUGAUUUCUAUGAAAGUCUGCCUUCACUUUUAAGAGAUGUGAUAAAAAAUGGCAAUCAAGAAUGGACACUGGAGAUCUUCACUUUACUCAAUCAUUGCUGUACCCAGAAUUGUCUAGCUUCCCUCAGAAAAAGUUUGAUGAACAAAGUCUCAGAAACUUUAGAUUUUCAAGGCACUCUUUUAAAAUGUGAUAACCAGCAUAUUCAAAAUCAGUUGUUCUUUCUUAUCUCCAUUGGAAUUCCUUUAUCAAGAGACCUCCUGAAACAGAUUUUGUAUUGCAUGAGAAGACCUGUUGAAAAACCAGUGCUGCAGCAACACAGUGUUGUGAGCCAUCUUAUUUACUGUGUAAUUUUAAACAUAAGAGAAUUGGUACCUCUCAAAGAUCAAGUGGAGUUUAAUCAAAUGAGCCAGCUGCAACACAGUCAACUUUCAGAUCACUUGAGGUUUUUAUUCUCACUACAAAUAGGAUUUGUUUCCGAAGAACUUGAAGUCAUCUCCCCUGCUGAUUCUGUUCAGCACAAGACAGACAUUUUGUGUGUGGACUUUGAAGUUCAAGGUGACCAGUGGGCAAGACAUGUGGCCAUAGCUCAAGUGGUAGCUAAAGAACUGGCCAAUACCUUUCUUCCUGCCUGUCCAGACAAAGGCUAUGUACAAGUGUUUUCUUUUUUAGGCAACAUUGAGCAACUCUGGAAGCAAACAUUUAUGACUAGAUCAAAGCUUCAUGUGCUGACAGUGGUUAGUCUUCUCAAAUUAUUUUAUGAAACUUCAUUUCAACAUGUUCCAGUCAAGCUAAGUGCAGAGUUUUAUGAUUUUGGCUCCAUAGUCCUCACCUCUACAAUGUUUGCACUUUUCAAUAAGGAGCAACCUAUCAGUCAGGAUGUAAGUCAACAGGUUAAAUCUGAGUUGAGCCUUUGUCUCAAUCAGGACAAAGUUUUAUUCACACAUGUGUCAGAAAAGUUACACAAAAAUGUUGAAGGUAGUAGAAUCUUGUUUAUGUUGACUUGAUGUAAGAGUUCUACUGGCAAGUGUUGCUAUCUGUUGUCUGAAAGUCCUGACAGUCAAAGCAAGAACUGUGCAGUAAAUGGGUAAUAAGUGGGUUCACAUUUUUAACAUAAUUUGACCAUUAAUAUAUCAAGAUUCAGUAAUGUUCACUUAGGUGGAAAGUAUAAUUAAGAUAUUAUUAGGAAUAGCAGACCAAUGGUUGUACUAAAUCUUGUUAACUAGUAAACUUUUUCAUAAUAAAACACUUGAUCACAAUGGACAUGACCAGAGAAAGUUUUUCAUUGGUAUUUGGACCUUUAAGUAUUUUGGCUUUUAUAGCCUUGCUUUGUUGCAGUUGAUUAUUCUUUGUUGAUUUCUGUCAACAACAGUGUGAUAGUCCGCUGUUAUUUCUGGUCCAUUUAUAAUCAAUGAACAUUUUUGAGUGGUAUGAUCUGCUACUUUGUCAACAGCUGAUGAAUAUUUACAAACUCAAAACUAGAAUUUUAAAGGCUCCAUAUUUUUUACUGAUAGGACCUUUAGAGAUGAAUAAACUUUAUUUUAGGAAUACUUUUAUCGCCAUUUUACCUCUGAGUUUUACAAUAUCUCAUCUUAUCUCUGCCUGUUGUCCUGUCUGGGGUAUGGGCCACCAACCAACUUCCUCCAGGCAUCUCGGUUCUGUGUGAGUCUUACAAUAUGUUUUUUUUAAUUAGUUCAAGUGAAAAAUGUCUUAAAAUGAACUAUUCAAGAUAAUGUAUUUUUUAAUACAUCUAUAUAAUGCUAUGUCUUGUCUUUUUUUUGUAUUAUGUUUUUAUUAUGUUACAAACUUUAUUGUUUUGUAGGACCAUGUGUUGAAAUAUGGUACAGAUCAUUUCUGUAUCUGUAUUGGUUAUUUAAAAUUGUCUGAAUAAUUUUAAUGUUAAUUUUAAAUGUAUUACAAAUAACUUCAAAGUAUUAUCAAUAAAGAUUGAUGGUUCAA